Molecule: messenger RNA, 1407 nt
Organism: Closterium sp. Naga37s-1
Lineage: Eukaryota; Viridiplantae; Streptophyta; Zygnematophyceae; Desmidiales; Closteriaceae
Source: the annotation of a GenBank genome assembly
AUGGUGAAAACAGUUUGGAAGCGAGGAGGAAGGCAACGCAUCGGGCUUGCUGAGGCUCCUCGCAACGGGGCACAACCAGCAGCGAGCUCUGCGGCCGAUGUUCGUCGCGGCGCCGCCGGAAGCGCUCUGGCGGCGGCAAAUGUGGCUUCGACUUUCAACCCUGGCGCGCUAGUAACGACAUCGGUGGACUCGGAAUGUCACCCACUGUCAGUCGCGCCCGCAUUCCCAGCAGCGCUGCACCCGACGACAGCCGCGGAGGCGGCGGCGGCGUGGAAUGCGGCGUCGGCGGAGGCGAUGGCGGCAGCGACGUGGGAUGGUGGAAGCGGUGCGUCGCAAUCUGGUUCGCACGACGGCGCCGCCGGCAGCAACAGCUACUACUACGACCACGAUGAUGACGGCGGCGGGAGCUCCAUCACGGACGGCGAUUCCGACUCGCCGCAUGCGUCCAUGGUGUCGAAUGGCUCCAUGCACGACGAAGACGAUGAUGACGAUUUGCUCCUGUCGGAUGACGCGGAGGAUAGUAGCGAGGCUGGUCGGGGCUGCUGUAAGUCCCAUUGCAUGCCGGCGACUCGUCGAUCGACGUCUGCGACGAUUAAACUGCGUGAAAGAGUGCGUCGCACUGCUAGUGCGGCGACCGCCACCGGAAGGCCGCCAAUCGCCGAAGGUGGUCGUCGCGGGGCCUCCGCAAAGGGCGGAGACGGCGCUGCGGCGCCGAUGUCGGAUCGCGAGCCGCUGGUAGCCUUGGGGAAGCGGCGGAAGAGCGGUCGAUCGGUGACGUUAAUGCGUCGAAUUAUCCGCAGCGUGCGCAAAAGCGAGUACACCGUUGACUUGGAGGAAGACAAUGAUGGCGAUGCGGCGGAACUGCGGGGUCGCGACGGCGCGGCGCGCGGAGGGAAACAGCGCCGUUUUCACUUGAGCCCCACGUGGAGGCCGCUGUUCGUCGUCGUGUGGGCGCUUGUGACUCUAGCGGUGGCAACUGGCGUGUUCGUGGCAACGUAUAACACGUUCGAGCACGAGCGGCAGGAGGAGGUGGAGAUGGAGUGCGGGGCGUGGCGCGUGCUACUGGAGGAGCAUUUCACGGACACCACCAACCAGAUCCGCCUGCUCGCCAAUCUCGUCUCCACCUUCCACUUCCGCAAGCCCAAGGGCACGCUCGACCGGGUGAGCCAACUCACUCACACGCACGCUCCUUUGGAGGAGCCUGUCCUUCUGUGCCUUUCUUCUUCCUCCCGCCCACCCCACACCCCCCAUUUUCUCCCCUUUCCCCUCCCCCCCGUCCCCUUCGCUCCCCCCUUCGCGCUCCCUCAACCCGGGCCAUCCCUCUCUCCCACCUCGCUCCCCUUUUGCCCGUUUUUCCCCUCUCUCUCCCCGCCCCCCCCUUGCAGCGCACCUUCCUGUCGUUUCUGA